This is a messenger RNA of Lethenteron reissneri (Far Eastern brook lamprey), 4377 nucleotides long. Its product is annotated as tropomodulin-1-like. Lineage: Eukaryota; Metazoa; Chordata; Hyperoartia; Petromyzontiformes; Petromyzontidae. Gene Ontology annotation, biological process: muscle contraction; actin filament organization; myofibril assembly. Gene Ontology annotation, molecular function: tropomyosin binding. The record is from RefSeq and is a predicted model, not a curated record. Gene Ontology annotation, cellular component: cytoskeleton; myofibril; striated muscle thin filament.
GGAGAGUGAAGGGGGAGAGUGAAGGGGGAGAGAGUGAAGGGAGAGGCAGAGAGUGGAGGGAGAGUGGAGGGGAGAGAGACAAGGGAGAGAGACACACUGCACGGAGCCGCGCCCGGAUCAAUUGCCUCCUCGGUUGACAGGAUGGCUACUCGCAGGACGGUGCCGGGCCGAGGCCAGGAUGUGGACGCGGAGUCGAUGCUCAGCGGACUCUCGGCGGACGAGCUCAAGCAGCUAGCGGAGGAUCUGCAGGACAUGGACCCGGACAACGCGCUGCUCCCCGCCGCGUUCCGACAGAAGGACCAGACAACAAAGGCACCGGCGGCGCCGUUCAACCGCGAGGAGCUCCUGCGCUUCCUGGAGACGCAAGCGCGGGAGCACCGUGACCGCGAGGACCUCGUGCCCUUCACCGGCGAGAAGAAGGGUAAGGAGUUUGUCCCGAAGGUGAAACCAAUGCCGGUGGAGGAGAAAAUGGCACUGGACCCCGAGCUGGAGGAGGCUCUGUCCGGAGCUACGGACGUGGAGCUGUGCGACAUCGCUGCCAUCCUGGGCAUGCACACCCUGGUGAGCACCCCGCAGUACUACAGCGCCCACAAGGGGACGAGCCACGCGGACGGCAUCGGCAGUGUGGUGCGUGCCGAGCCCAUGCGCCCCAUGCCCGAAGAGCCCCCCAACCCCACGGACGUGGAGGCGACGCUGCAGCGUAUCCGUGACAACGACCCCCGCCUCCAGGAGGUCAACCUCAACAACAUCAAGAGCAUCCCGAUCCCAACGCUGAAGGAUUACGCGGAGGCGCUGAAGAGGAACACCCAUGUCGCGUCGUUCAGCCUCGCGGCCACACGCAGCAACGACCCCGUCGCCCUGGCACUGGCGGACAUGCUACGGGAAAACCGCGCGCUGCGCAGCCUCAACGUGGAGACCAACUUCAUCACAGGCAGCGGCAUCCUGGCCAUGGUGGAGGCGAUGCACGAAAACGACUCGCUCAGCGAGCUCAAGAUCGACAAUCAGAGGCAGCAGCUGGGGAACCACGUAGAGAUGGAAUUGGCUCGCCUGGUGGAGGAGAAGCCGACGCUGCUGAAGCUGGGAUACCACUUCCUGCAGCAGGGGCCCCGCACGCGGGCAGCAGACGCAAUCACCCGCAACAACGACCUGAUUCGACAGAAGAGGCUGGAGGGGUGAGACACGGCCAUCCACGGAGAGGACAGCUGGGCCACGGCCACCCUGGGCCAACACCGCCAGCCCAGGUCCCAUCUCCUCCAGGUCCACUGUCCUGGCCCCCCUCCCCAGCUGCGAUCCCCUCGCCCGCCCUCCCGCCAGCACCACCACCACCCCACCCGCCGCCACCCUCCCCCUUGGUGCCACCCGCACUGGAGUCGGCACCGUCGAGGUCACGUGACCUCGUGACCCCAGCCUCGCCUGGACGGGGACCAAUUGACGCGAUGACGAUUGGGACGUGACAGCUCUCCUUCCGCCCCCCACCAGCUUCCACCACCCAUGGCCCCCCCUCCCCCGGCCUCCCGUGAUUGAUCAAUCUUCCACGACAUUCGAAGUGAUAACAAUUCGGCCGAAAUUACAACCAUUACCAUCGUGAUGCGAUGGUUAAAUCUUUCAUCGUAACCAUCAUCGUCAUCACCGUCAUCAUCGUCAUCAUCAUUGGUUUACAACUCGAACAUUCCUGACCAGCCAUCAAACCUGGGGACAAUUCCACGGAUGUCCUCACUUCGGUCCAAUCCAACCGUGCUCCAGGUUUUCCAGAUAGAAAUCCGUGGCAGCUCUCUACCCCGGCUAUGUUUCCGUUACAUUCCCACGUACAAUUCCCGCGGCGGUUCGAAAUCCGAGGAAGCUCCAAUUUUUCGCUCCAAGAAAUCGUGAUCCCUUUUUUUCCCGACCUUCGGAGCCUAAAAAAGGUGCUUCCGUGGAUUUCCCACGAUUAUCCUCGCCGGAUGGGAGCAGCACCUUGUUGCACGCGUCGGGGCCUGCGCCAGGCUUCUCCACGUGGUGUAACCGUCGCCGUUGUCGCCAUCGUCAUCGUUUUGAUAUUUUGUUGCCGAUGAGGCCGGCGGUUGCAUGUUUUGUAUCGUUUUGCUAGGGGUCAUCUUAAUCGCGUUUUUCAUUCUCGGGGUGGGUUUUUGUCUUUUUGUGUUUACGUGAGAGUUCCGCCGUCCUCUGCCAUACAUCGCCGCGUCGCGCUGCAAACGACGUGCGGACGUCGUCGUCGCCGCCGCCGCCAUAUUAACGAGGUCGGGGUCGAGUAACUGAAGGGUCGCCACUCCGUCCUGGUGUUCCCCCGGAUCGCGUCGUCGCUCGUGGACAGGAAGAGAGGCGGCCGCUGCAGAGCUGGCAAAGAAAUCUGUCGGUCUUCCCUCGUAACAUCAACGCUCGCGGUUAUUGUCCCCUGUGUAGGAAUAUUGACAGUAAUGCGACACCACUCGAGGCAAUCCUACCUACAAGUACCAUAUUCUCCAGAGGCCGACAAAGACAAAGGUCCGCCGUACAGCUUUAAGCAAACUUUUGGGGAAAGUACCGUUAGCGGGCACUUGUUGAAGGCCGGCACGAGGUGGGUGGAGGUUGCCAGCGCUGUGCCCGACCGCCUUUGUCUCCCCAGUGUUGAUGUUCCAUACACUGCACCAGCUACUCAUUUGAGGCCGAGUCGACCUAGGGGAGGCCUCCGUCAUCGUCAUUGGGUCAUGUGAGCGGUAAUUGGAAUUGGGGGGGGUAGGGGUCUCCCAGGUUUUAAGCGCCGCAGUGGCAAGCUGCUAACCGCUGUGCCACCGCUCACUGCGCGUCCAAAUCUGGCCACGCACACCGCUCUCGCAGAUUAAGUCGCGCCCCCAAGUUUGGCUUUCAAAUGCCGGAGGGAUGUCGUGCGUCGUGUGACCCCGGAGAGUACGACAGCUCCUCUUCCUCUGCUAUCGCCAGCGAGAUCCUCCUGCUCCUCCAGCGCCCGAUUAUUGUGCGCGUGCGUGUGUGCGUGCGUGUGCGUGCGUGCGGGUGCGUGUGUGUGUGUGUGCGUGUGCGUGCGCGUGUGUUUGCGCGUGCGUGUGUGCGCGUGAGUGUGUGCGUGCGUGUGUGUGCGUGUGUGCGUGUGUGUGCGCGUGUGUGCGCGUGUGUGCGCGUGUGUGCGCGUGUGCGCGUGUGUGUGCGUGUGUGCGUGUGUGUGUGCGAUCUCGGUGGCUUGACAAGGCGAGCCCAGAGGACCUCGUGGCCUCGACCUCGUCCGUCCCCGACAACGAUGUAGGCGGCCGGCACCCCCCCGCCCCCCGCCUGUUUUGAGCGCGAGAGAGAGAAGUGGAGAAUUCAGCAGAGUUAGGCGAGUUCUCAGGGCAAGCUAGGAGACGCAAGUGUCCAUGCAUUGAAGCGCAGGUGGGUAGAGGUGGGGGGGGGCUCGUGACAACGCCCCCCCCGCCCCCCCCCCCCACCCCGCGUGUAACCGCCAACUUGACGUGCGUGGGACCCCCGAGCGAGGGGGUCCCCUUGGUGUGAUUCACCCCCCCCCCCCCCCCACUUAUGCUGGGCCUCCUCUGGGUAUUUUAGGUCCCCCUAAAAGGUAGGCGGGUUCCCAGGUAUGACCGUUGGGUGUCGAGGGCUCCCCCCCCUCCCCAUAGAUAAGACCCCACCCCCGUGGAAGUGAAGCCAGCCCCCCCUAGAUUAUAGCCCCUAGGUGUGGGUCCCCCCCCCCCGUCCCAUUUUUUUAAACAGCCCAAGGUGUGACGCCCCCCCCACUCCGCGCUCCCAAUAUUCGUGUGUGGGUCUACCCAUACUUCACCGCAGGUGUUGGGGAGCAGCCUCCCCCCCCCCCCCCCCCCCCCCCCCACGUUUGUGGGGGGAGGGGUGCAAUGAAUCGUGGCUCUUUAUUUUUGCUUUGGGGAAGUUCACGGCUACAGCAAGAAUCCGGGUGACGUCACACUAACGCAUUCCGGUGACGUCACCACACAUUCUGGUGACGUCACCAAACAUUCCUGAGCUAUGCACCCCCCCUCUCAAUCCCCCCCGCCCCCCUCCACGGGGGAGGGGCGGGGUAGGAACUCGACCCCCCGCCCGCCCCAAUUCGCCAUCUGACGAAUUGUGGGGCGGGUUUUAUUUUUUGGCCAUACUUCACCACGCUGGUCAAUGCGGGUUGGGGGGUUUGCGUGGGAGCAUAGAAGUACAGCGCUACCUGCCCUGUGUUGUCCACCAUAUCGCCACCCCGCCCGUUACAUCGACCCCUGAUAUACGGUGUCCCCCCCCCCCUGGCAUGGGAGUCUGGACGACUGAAAGUGGUCCUUCACGCGACUCUCAAUACACAAGCCUCUCUCUCAUUCGUUCAUUGCAGUCUCAUUCGUGAAGUCGUGCGUGAGCCACCUGUGCUACAACAAACAAAUAAAGUAUCGGUCAUCGUGA